AUUGCCUCCAGGGCAUAUUUCCAAUAGGUGGGAGGUAGGUGGCCGCCUGCCAUGCGUCCCCGACGCAGACAAAAGGAGGGCUCGAGCGCGUCCGCUCGUUGUCCGCUAGGACCCAAACCGGACGCAUGUUUAUGCCGGAAAUGGAUCGGUCCGGACACAAAACGGAGGAGAUGCGUCCAGGACGACGCGCGCUGGGCCGUGAGAUUUGUCCAUUUCUCCCCAAAUGGACAGGAUGGGACCGGAUGCGGUCGUGCGCUGGAGUUGGCCUUAGCAUCUUCACAUGCAUGUACCUCUGAGACACAGCUGAAAAUGUUAUCUAUGUAGUACACAAAAAAAAAUCAUAUCCAGAGGACUUUGCAAUCCUACAUCUCUUGCUCUUAUUUCUCAUCUCUUUUUAUACUGUCUCUCACAUAGAAAGAACAAUGUGGAGCGUGUUAUUAUUUCUCAUCUCUUUUGCCUUUUUCUACCCGUGAGAAUCCUCUGUUUUCCUGCCUUCCUCCUCCCUCUCCUCUGCCGCUACCACAGUAAAGAGUAAAGAGCAGCGAUACAUGCGUGCAUGCAUGCCCGACGAGUGCAGAAAUAAAUGACCCUGAUUUCCCCCAUUGUCCGGUCCUCUCCUCCCACUGACCAUGACCGCGACGCAGCGAUUUGUAAUGUUGCUCCUCGAGCCAUUGCCCCUUGUUGCAGUCCUCUUGGACCUCUGCCCUUUGUUCCUCUCUGCUUGUCUUGUUUCCUUCUCUUCCCUUCCCUUUCCUUCUCUGCUCCGACUCCACCACCACCCCCGUCUGUCUAUUUAAGGCUGCCGCCAUGGUUUCUUAAUUGCAUUUCUCCUUUGCGCCACGCAGCCACCCAAAAACCUCCGAGAGCCGCCGUAUAAAUCCAUCACCCGCGUCGUCCACCACGCCACCGCCGGCCUACAGAGAGAUAGGCACGCACGCACGGAAAAGAAGCAACCUUGAACAACCUUUGCGGGUUGCGGGAUCGGCGAGAAGAGCAGAGCAGAAGCAGAGGCGGCAGCGCUGGCGAGGCUGAUGAUCCACCAGGACGAAGGCUCCUCCUCGUCGGUGACUUCCUCCCCGCUCCAGAACUUCUCCAACAUGCCGCUCCACCCGCACCCCGGCGCUAACGGAGCGGGCGCUGGCGCCACGCCGCCCUGGAUGCUCCGGGAGCUCCGCUCCGACGAGCGCGGCCUCUGCCUCAUCCACCUCCUGCUCAACUGCGCCGCCGCCGCGGCCUCCGGCCGGCUCGACGCCGCCAACGCCGCGCUCGAGCACAUCGCGACCCUUGCCGCGCCCGACGGCGACGCCAUGCAGCGCGUCGCCGCCGCCUUCGCGGAGGCGCUGGCCCGACGCGCGCUCCGUGCGUGGCCCGGCCUGUGCCGGGCUCUGCUCCUGCCCCGCGCCGGGCCCACGCCGGCUGAGGUCGCCGUCGCGCGGCGCCACUUCUUCGACCUCUGCCCGUUCCUCCGGCUCGCCGGGGCCGCUGCGAACCAGGCGAUUCUGGAGGCCAUGGAGUCGGAGAAGAUCGUGCACGUCAUCGACCUCGGCGGGGCCGACGCCACGCAGUGGCUCGAGCUGCUCCACCUCCUCGCCGCGCGGCCCGAGGGCCCGCCCCACUUCCGCCUCACCGCCGUGCACGAGCACAAGGACCUGCUCUCGCAGACGGCCAUGGCGCUCACCAAGGAGGCGGAGCGGCUGGACGUGCCGUUCCAGUUCAACCCGGUGGUCUCCCGGCUGGACGCGCUGGACGUGGAGUCCCUCCGCGUGAAGACCGGCGAGGCGCUGGCCAUCAGCUCCAGCCUGCAGCUCCACCGGCUGCUGGCCACCGACGACGACACCCCCGUCGCGGCCGCCGACAAGGAGAGAAGAAGAAGCAGCCCGGACUCCUCCGGGCUUCUCUCCCCGUCCACCUCCCGCGCGGACGCGUUCCUGGGGGCGCUGUGGGGGCUGUCGCCCAAGGUGAUGGUGGUGGCGGAGCAGGAGGCGAGCCACAACACGGCGGGGCUGACGGAGCGGUUCGUGGAGGCGCUCAACUACUACGCGGCGCUGUUCGACUGCCUGGAGGUGGGCGCGGCGCGCGGGUCCGUGGAGCGCGCGCGCGUCGAGCGGUGGCUCCUGGGGGAGGAGAUCAAGAACAUCGUGGCCUGCGACGGCGCGGAGCGGCGGGAGCGGCACGAGCGGCUGGACCGGUGGGCGGCGCGCAUGGAGGGCGCCGGCUUCGGCCGCGUCCCGCUCAGCUACUACGCGCUGCUGCAGGCCCGGCGGGCGGCGCAGGGGCUGGGGUGCGACGGCUUCAAGGUCCGCGAGGAGAAGGGCACCUUCUUCCUCUGCUGGCAGGACCGCGCCCUCUUCUCCGUCUCCGCAUGGCGCGGCCGCCGCUUCGACUGACCGCCGGCCGGCCGGCCGUCCGGAUUCGCUAUCACCGCCGCUACCACCUGGUAGUACCAUUAUCCAUGGACAUUAGCUAGCUAGCUAGGGGUUUCACAUCAAAAUUUCAUUUUUUCUUCUUCUUUUGAUUGUUUAUUUUGGUAGUAGUAGUAGGUUCGUUGGUUGUUGUUGUUGUGGACUGAACUUGGGGCAUGCAUAUGCAUGCGCUGCUGGUUUUAGACCGAACUUGCUGCAUGCAUACGCAUGCGCUGCGUGUCUGUUCUGCUGUUCAUAGUAGUGUCUCGUGUGUGUGUCUGUCUGUUCCGUUUUGGUUCGGAUUAGUGCAUAGGUUUUUAGCAAGAACGAUGAAGUGAUCUGCCGAUUGAUCAUCAUCGAUUGGAUCGCUUGGUUGUCUAUCUGUCUUUCCGUUGGAUCGAGUCGCGCCGAAGAGGGCAGGUUGCGUUUGGUGAAAAAGGGGAUAAACCCAGAUUCGACCA
Hordeum vulgare subsp. vulgare (domesticated barley) is the source of this 2863-nucleotide messenger RNA. Its product is annotated as scarecrow-like protein 3. The transcript has a single exon. The record is from RefSeq and is a predicted model, not a curated record. Gene Ontology annotation, molecular function: DNA-binding transcription factor activity; sequence-specific DNA binding. Gene Ontology annotation, cellular component: nucleus. Lineage: Eukaryota; Viridiplantae; Streptophyta; Magnoliopsida; Poales; Poaceae. Bases 1032 to 2387 code for a protein of 451 amino acids. Gene Ontology annotation, biological process: regulation of DNA-templated transcription.